AAACACACACACAAACACACACACACACAUCUACAAAAACUUUGCUAAGUGAUGAAUAAUCAAAGGGCUCUAACCAUAGCCACCACAAGCCGGAGCAACAACAAUAAUAUUCUCCAAGAAGAUGACGACGAUGAAGAAUCUCCAACCGUCAGGGAUAUCCACGCCCUGACACCACCGCGAGCCCCGCAGGGCACGCGUCGGGAAACUUGGGAGAGUAGUAGCCGUAGAUCGUCGUCCCUCUCCGUAGCAUCGUCCGGUGAGAAUUUCACUACUAUGAGUAGAGAGUUUAGUGCCCUUGUCAUGGCGGGGUCCACUGUCAACAUUGAACACGAAUCGAGUUCGAAUAACAAUAAUAACUUGGACAUAAUAGGGGAAGAUGAUCAUCAUUUUCAUGAAGAAAUCAACCCCUUGGCGAUUGUGCCGGACAAUCAUCCACUGGGCCCCACACGAUCGCCGCCUGGUGGUGACGGCGGUGGUGGUGGUGGACUUGAACUUAUUACUACAAAUAGUAAUCAUAAUACGGGAGGUGAAGUGUCGGUGCAACGAGUUAAGAAAGAGGAGGUCGAUACAAAGAUUAGUGCUUGGCAAAAUGCAAAAAUCGCAAAGAUUAACAAUCGGUUUAAGCGCGAGGAUGCCGUUAUCAAUGGUUGGGAGGGUGAGCAAGUCCAGAAGGCAAGCUCUUGGAUGAAGAAAAUAGAGAGAAAGCUAGAGGAGAAAAGAGCAAAAGCAAUGGAGAAAAUGCAGAAUGACAUUGCAAAAGCUCAUAGGAGAGCAGAAGAAAGAAGAGCUUCCGCCGAGGCCAAAAGAGGCACAAAAGUUGCCAAAGUUCUCGAAAUUGCCAACUUGAUGAGAGCUGUGGGACGACCCCCAAUUAAACGCUCUUUCUUUUGAUUAUAUAUAUACAUAUAUAUAUACCAAUGUUCAUCGAUCACUUUCUAAGUAAUAUAUGUAAAUAUUAUUUGCAAUAAA
Molecule: messenger RNA, 969 nt
Organism: Erythranthe guttata (spotted monkey flower)
Lineage: Eukaryota; Viridiplantae; Streptophyta; Magnoliopsida; Lamiales; Phrymaceae
Product: Remorin family protein
Source: RefSeq, a predicted model, not a curated record